Desarmillaria tabescens is the source of this 1606-nucleotide messenger RNA. Its product is annotated as MFS general substrate transporter. Gene Ontology annotation, molecular function: transmembrane transporter activity. The record is from RefSeq and is a predicted model, not a curated record. Lineage: Eukaryota; Fungi; Basidiomycota; Agaricomycetes; Agaricales; Physalacriaceae. Gene Ontology annotation, cellular component: membrane. The coding region runs from base 1 to 1488 and encodes 495 amino acids. The transcript has 13 exons. Gene Ontology annotation, biological process: transmembrane transport.
AUGACAGAGCCGACUCACGACCAGACUCUCAACGACUCGGAUCCUGAAAAGCGUCUCGAUGAAUACAUCCAUGCGCAAGAAGGACAACAUGGUAGCGUGGAUCCCGACGCGAAGUAUGGGGGCCAUGAAACUCGUAUUUCUCUGGAGAAAAAGCUGCUUUGGAAGAUUGACCUGCGGAUGAGCAUCCUCAUCUUCAUAUACAUCUUAAAUUAUAUCGACAGAAACAAUGCUGCCGCGGCGCGUCUCCGAGGCCUCGAAGAUGACUUGAAUCUCAAAGGCGAAGAGUUUGCGACACUGCUGUCGAUAUUGUAUGUUGGCUAUAUCAUUAUGCAGAUACCAUCAAAUAUGUUCUUAAAUUGGAUUGGAAAGCCGUCUCUCUACCUUCCUGCAUGCAUGAUAGUCUGGGGUAUUAUCUCAUGUCUUACUGGCAUCACGCACAAUUUUGUUGGGGCACUGUUGACGCGUUUUUUCCUCGGCUUUGUGGAGGCUGCGUUCUUUCCCGGAGCCUUAUUCUUGAUAUCCAAAUGGUAUAAACGAGAUGAAAUUGGUCUUCGAACGGCAAUUUUAUACUGUGGUAACAUUAUCAGUAAUGCCUUUGGCAACCUGUUUGCAUCAGGUAUUCUGAGUGGUAUGGAAGGAAAGCUUGGACACGCCGCAUGGAGAUGGCUAUUCUAUAUCGAGGGUUCCCUCACCGUCUUCGUUGCUAUCCUAGCCAUAUUUAUCCUACCCGAUUUUCCUGCUACGACCAAGUGGCUCUCUCCUUUGGAGCGCCAACUUGCCAUCCAGAGAAUGGAAGAAGACGUUGGCGUUGGUGAUCAAAAUGAAACUGAGGACGGAAGUCCUUUGGGCGGCCUUUGGCUUGCGCUCAAGGAUUGGAAGAUUUGGUGGAUGUCCCUGGCCUUGACCGCUCAAGUCGUGGGGCUUUCGUUCAAUCAAUAUUUCCCUACGCUAAGUGCUACAAUGGGAUACAACCGCACGGUGUCUCUCCUCCUGUGUGCUCCUCCGUUCAUUUUUACAACUAUAUUAUCAUUCAUUAUAUCCCGCCAUUCAGACAAGACGAAAGAGAGAUUCUAUCACAUAGUCAUACCAUUUGUAUUUGGUAUCAUCGGGUUCAUCAUCGCAGUCUCCACCAUGAACACCGCUGCACGAUAUGUUUCUCUGUUCUUAAUGGCUCAGAGCUACGCAGGUUUUGUCGUGAUGUACGCUUGGAUUAGCAAUUGCUUCCCAAGGCCUCCUUCAAAGCGUGCUGUCGCACUCGCUCUAACCAAUGCAUUUUCGCAACUCGGAAAUGUCGCUGGAUCUUAUGUAUGGCCGAGUAUGUGGGGCCCCACAUAUAACAACUCAUAUUACACAUGCAUAGCGGUAUUCACUUUCACGAUUGUUAUGAACUAUAUAUUCAGGCAAUGCCUCAUUGCGCUCAACAAGAAGAUGGAUAAAGAUGAAGAGGAGAAGGGAGUGGAUGCUCACGGCUUUAGGUACUUGAUUUGAUGUGUACGUAUGUAGGAGAGGCGGUGCUCGCGCACAGUGUAAAGCUGCAGUUGUAUGGAAGGAGCAAUCUAGGUCUUCAAGGAAUGAAGCAUAGUUGCACAGGUGACCGUAAGGAGGA